Messenger RNA from Cydia strobilella, 4280 nucleotides. Its product is annotated as mucin-5AC-like. The coding region runs from base 192 to 2873 and encodes 893 amino acids. The transcript is spliced from 11 exons. NCBI's taxonomy places the organism in Eukaryota, Metazoa, Arthropoda, Insecta, Lepidoptera, Tortricidae. The record is from RefSeq and is a predicted model, not a curated record.
GUUAGUCGCCGAUCGGAUCGGCAGCGCGUCGCAAGCGGUGUCACUCUCCCCUCUGGUGCGUCCCCCACACACUGCCUUUCUCACACGACCGGCGAUCCUCGCUUGCGCAACACCCGAAAGCCCCAGCCCGACCGAGCCGGGCAGGCGCGCGCCCCAUAACCCGCUACACCACGCAACGCAACGCCGUCAACAUGAUCAUCAGGAUUACGCUAUGUUUGCUAGUCUGCACAGUCUACCAAGCCAUUGCUGAGGUACAGAUUAUUACCGAGCCUCGACAAGGUGAAGAAUAUGUUUUAGUCAGCGCGGAUCAACAAGGUCCAAUAAGAAAUUUUGAAAGCUCGCAUAAGAUUCCUGAAAAACAUCCAUCACAUAGAAAUUUUAGACCAGAAGAUGAUAAGAGUAAUAAAAAAAUAGUGAAUGGUAAAGUUGGCGGGAAACACACCUCAGAAGGUAUCGUAUCAAUCGAAGAAGAUAAAAGAGUAGUACUUAGGAAAGUGCAGAAGGGUAAAAUAGCUGAAUCAAUAGAGAUCGAUAUUCCGGUAUCUAAAAUAGAAGAUAUUAAAAUUAAAGAGAAUGUAAAAAAUGAAGAUAUUAACCCAAAAAUUAAAAUAGAAUUAGAAGCCAUGUCUGAAUCAGGGAAAUUAAGUGACAAAUCCCGUACAACAACACAAAAACCUAUUUUAACAACUGCACCUCCUGCUGUGAAGAAGACAUACGACUAUAUUCCUAUCAAUUUCGAUACCAUAGAUGACAUAAACAGUGGUUUGUUGUCAUCAAAUGUAAAAUUAGAACCAGCGGGUUCAGAGCAGAAACAACACUCUCGCAUCCAAAUCAAAAAGGGUCCAAAUGGGCAGGAUUAUGAAUAUGAAUACAUUUAUUACUAUUAUGACGAAGAUGAUGAAAACAAAACCUCUUCAAGUACUGCCGCACCUGUCCACAAUUCUCACGACGGCCCUCAAAAAGCAGAUGCUGUCAACCAAAUAGGUAAAGAAACCAAGGCCAAGAACAAGUACAGUUCUAUAGACAGGUCUGGUGCAACAACUGUAGCUACAUCUGAUAACCAAAAUGAGGUUCUGCCAGCUUCCGGAAGAGGCCGACUGCGAGGACGCACGAUUGCACCUGCGCCAGUUGAAGAGGAAAUUGAAGAAGACAGAUUACCAUCGAGCACACGUUUCCCACCUCGCGGACGCAACUUAACGCCUGCCAGUUCGACCACUUACGUUCCAGAGGUUUCCUCAGAAACAACCAGGCAGCGAGGCCGGCCGCAGAUCGACAACGUUGCUGACGAGUCUAUUGGCCAAACGAGAAGCAGGACCCGAGCGCAUAUAAGGCGGCCCAGCUCAGAACUUGUCGAUUUAGACAGCUUUAAGACAAACUCUGGAGACAUUCCCUCUCAAUACAAAGAGCCACCUACGAGAUAUUCCUCCGAAAGUAAAACAUCUACUGAAAUACCUGAAGGUGUACCUACCAAAGACCCCUCGCAUGCCAAAGAUUCAGUACGGGAAGGGCACAGCUUGCCAAGCGGAAUUAGAUUCCAAGAAAUAAUCGACGACUCGAAACUUCCCUCGGACUACAAACAAACGACCCCAUAUGAACAGGACACUACGGAAUAUACAACGAUGACUGCAAUGGAGAAGGUCGCUCUCGAUCUAUAUGCUUAUUUAGCAGGUGAAAACUUGAACAACGAUGUCAACCCAACCGUCGACGAUCUCGGUUUUGAGGGUACCACCGCCGCUGCCGCUGACGAGGAGUCAUCCACAACAGAGGCUCUCAGCACAACUGAAGAGGCGACGACGCCCACAACAACCACGACCACCACCUCCACAACCACCACGACCACCACUACGACCACACCGGCCCCCACCACCACGGCCGCGCCCACACGGCCUUCCCGUUUCAAGGGCCGGCCCGGUGCCCGCGCGCGCGUCUCCACUACAUCCAGCGCACCCACCGAACCUCCCCACGAAUCUUCUACAAGAGCUAGAGGUCGGUUCAGCAAGCCAGGCGGCGUGCGCAAGAGUACCGCUGCACCAGUCGAAGCGUCUACGCCCGCCUCUGCCCCUCUAGACAAACCUGUGUCGCAGCCCAAGGCGUUUGGCCGACGCGGUUUGUUCGCGGGUCGCAACCGUCCGAGCUCCACGACCGCUGCGCCCGCGUCCGAGGACGGCAGCAGCUCGCCCGCCAGCGACACUCCUGCGCCGAGACCCCGCCUUCGCCCGAACUUGAGGAGGCCCAUCGUCUCUACUACCAGCAGCGCAGCCCCCGCUGAAGACAGCACGGCUCCUGCCGCCAGCGAGUCGGUGGAGACCACCGUUGCUCCAAGCAGAACCAUUGGCCGCGGCCGCCCUGGACUGCGACCCGCAUCUCUGCGCCCCGGACCAAGACUGAACCUGCGCGCCAACCCGCGCCCUCGGCCUGGCGCGGCUACUGAGGCACCCGUUGAUGCACCCACGGAGACCUCCGCGCCUGAUGCACCGCCCACGGACUCUGAUGCUGAGGGUUCCUCGCCGACGCCUGCUCCCGAGGCACCGCGCGGCGGCCUCCGCGUGCGUAACCGGCUGACAGUACAGCCGUCGCCCAAGCCACGCGUGGCCCCCACGCCGCUGCCCCGUCGGCCCAACCCGCUGCUCAAGAGGAAGCUACCGUCUACUGAGGCAACCACGGAAGCGGCGAAGAAAGUAGAAGAGGAAGUAACAGAGGAAAGUAACGUCAGCGGCGAGAAGAGCGAGGCGGAGACGGAGGCCGCGCCCGCGGAGACCACGCCGGCGCCGCCGCUGCGCGGGCUCGACGCGCUGUUCGCGCGCCGCCGCGCCGCCGGCGGCAUCGGCGCGCGCCCCGCCCGACCCGCGCGCGACGCCAGGCGCACACGCUAGUGCGACCAAUCACAUGCCCCUACAAGUUCACUUCACAUACAAUGACGAAAACUCUAAAGUAGACGCGUUCACAAGUUGCGAGUCGUAUUAUAUAAAUCCGACACCACGCACAACUACACGUGUUUGACCGACGAAAUUUUCCGUAAGGUACAUGUCGUUGGCUCGUGUGUGACCUGUGAAUGCUGGGGUCACCAAAACACAAAGCACAAAUAUUGAUUUUUGAGAUUGUUUAUAGUUCACCCACAUUUCACCUGUUCUGGUCAUUUGUAUGAGCAAUAUAACACUUUAAACUCUAGCGUUUUGAACACAUUUAAUUACACGAACGGAUCUACCGGUUUUACGGGUCGGGUAAAAACAAUGAAAUUAAAUCGCGGUAGACCGGUUUGUGUAAUUAAAUAUUGUAUGAGCAGGUCGUACCUAUUAUAUUUCACUCGGUGCGAAUUGUCAUUAUACUUAGUCAAUUUCAUACCCGAACAAAUGGUAGUGAUGUCAAAGUACUAAGUAGGUACUUUCAAUCUCAUUUCUAGCAUAAUUAUAUUUAGUUUAAAAAUUCUUAGCCGACUAUUAUCUUCAACUGUAAUACAUGAAACCUAUGUUUCAGAGAAAUGGAGCAAUACCGGGACUCUUUUUCUAUAACCCUAUUUAUACGUGUUAUGUACAUAUUAGAGUUAAUUUCGUUACGAAAAAUAAGUGGGUUCAAAAGUGUGCUUAAUACCAUCCCAGGGUGUCCCGAGAAGCCUGUGUAUAGACGACUAUUUCAUCCUAGUAAUAAGUAUAUAGCAGUAGGCUCAACCGUGUUGAUCGGCUUUAUGUCUCUUAGGGUUAGGGCCCCCAAUAGUCGUUUCAUUUUAUAGCGCUUUAUCUUCUACAGUGUACAAUCUACACCGUCUUCUAAUUCGACUACAUUUCACUGGGUAGUUCAUAUUGCGGCGAAACGAAUAAAAGUUUAUAGGGGAGCCCAGGUUAUAUUGGUUAGGUUAGGACCUGCAGCCUAAAGUAUCAAAAAGGCUUAGAAAAAUAUUUUACUAGAACUUCCUUCAUUUGAACACGUAUUUGAACAGCGCACAUCUAUUGUAUCUAAUAUCGUAAACAAAUUCAAAAUGUCACAGUAUGAACUACAAAUAUAAUUCAAAACUAAUUAAGAAGACAAUAAUAAUGUUUGGGAAGUGAAACAAUUAUAGGUACGUAAAUAAACAUGAAUCUAAAUAAUUGACAAAAAUUAUACUCAUUUAGUCUUUAUUUAUAGGUAAUAAUUAGGAUUUUUUUGUAAUAAUCGUUGAUAAUGAAUCACCAGCAAGCAUCGAACUACAUCGAUGUAAUUAAAGCGUCUGAAGCACUGAUAGCGAGUGCCAUCGUGAUAUGUUUUGUAUAUUUCGUAAGUGUGAUAAUAAACUUAAAAUAAUAGAA